Molecule: messenger RNA, 1397 nt
Organism: Ceratotherium simum simum (southern white rhinoceros)
Lineage: Eukaryota; Metazoa; Chordata; Mammalia; Perissodactyla; Rhinocerotidae
Gene: SNAP47
Product: synaptosome associated protein 47
Biological process (GO): synaptic vesicle priming; synaptic vesicle fusion to presynaptic active zone membrane; exocytosis
Cellular component (GO): SNARE complex; plasma membrane
Molecular function (GO): SNAP receptor activity; syntaxin binding
Source: RefSeq, a predicted model, not a curated record
GCCGCCUUUCAGCCUCCGCAGCGGCUCAGAGGCAGAGUGGCUUUGGCCGUGGUGCAAACCAGCCCAGGAACCAGAUGAGCAGAGACAUCUGCGUCCACACCUGGCCGUGCUCCUACUAUUUAGAACUUGAGAAGCGAUGGGUCCCUGGAAAACUUUCAUUAACUUCUCUCUCACUGAAAUUUACAACUGAUAAAACUGGAGAAAUUCUUGUCAACUUUCCCCUUUCUAGUAUAAUUGAGAUCAAGAAAGAGGCUUCUCAUUUUAUCUUCAGUUCUGUCACCAUCCUGGAAAAGGACCACAUCAAGCACUGGUUCAGUUCCUUGCAGCCUAAUCGGAAUGUCGUUUUCAACAUCAUCGAACAUUUCUGGAGAGAGUUGCUGUUGUCUCAGCCAGGAACUGCUCUUGAGGAGUCAUCCUCCCCCAUGACCAGGGGGAAGGAGCUGACUGAGCUGAUGGCGUGUUCCCAGAAGCGUCUAGAGGAUACAGCCAGAGUCCUCCACCAUCAGGGGGAGCAGCUUGACAGCAUCGCGAGAGGCCUGGACAAGAUGGAAUCUGACCUGGAUAUGGCUGACAGGCUGCUGACAGAGCUGGAAUCUCCUUCUUGGUGGCCCUUUGGCUCCAAGCUUUGGAAGAUGCCGUCAGAAGCAAAGCCCAGGGGAGGCGCCUCAGUGGCUACUUCUAAAGCUUUGGGGAAAGAAGGGAUAGUGGUCAGCAUUCCUGCUGUUAUUUCCCAAAGAACAGAAUCGCAUGUUAAACCAGGAAGGCUCACUGUCCUUGUUUCUGGGUUGGAAAUCCAUGACUCAGAUUCUUCGCUCAUGCACAGAUUUGAAAGAGAAGAUGUGGAUGACAUUAAGGUUCACACGCCUUAUGAAAUUAGCAUCCGCCAGCGGUUUAUUGGGAAGCCAGACAUAGCUUAUCGUUUGAUAUCUGCCAAGAUGCCAGAGGUCAUCCCCAUUUUGGAAGUGCAGUUUAGCAAGAAGAUGGAGUCGUUAGAAGACACCUUGACGCUCGGGCGCGCUAGAACCUCUUUCCCAGCAGAGAAGGGCUACUCAGUCUGGCAUGCAGCGUCUGGGCUGAUGGACCGCACGGUGCCCCGAGAGCCUUCCUCAGGAAGCCAGGAAAGCAGGCCGCUUCAGCUGCAGACGAGUGAGACGUUCAUUUCUGAGGGGGACGCCCAGGAACUGAGACAGAUCCUGAGGAAGCUGAAGGGUCUUGCCUUGGAUGCCGAGACGGAGCUGGAGAGACAGGACGAGGCCCUGGAUGGCAUCGCCACGGCCGUGGACCGGACAACGUUAACCAUCAACAAGCAUAAUCGACGAAUGAAAAAACUGACCUAGCUGGACAAGAAAGUCCAGAAGCACCUGCUCUUGACCAGCGUCUCUUCCCUCAGCACCUUG